Molecule: messenger RNA, 246 nt
Organism: Strongylus vulgaris
Lineage: Eukaryota; Metazoa; Nematoda; Chromadorea; Rhabditida; Strongylidae
Source: the annotation of a GenBank genome assembly
AUGUAUCAGGGCCUUAUGAUUACUAUCAUUUACUGCUUCACCAAUAAAGAGGUAAACAUGGUAUUAAAAACGUUCUAUGAUCGAUAUAGACUUCAACACACAAGUCAACAUGAACUGCGAAGAGGUUCACGUUCCAUAGCGUCACACUACCAAGCUCGGAAUGGCCAAAUGACAGGGGUGUUGUCAUAUCAGUUUGCAGAAAUUCAUACGGAGGGCGUCGUAAUAUCAAAACCUUGCAAAUUUUGA